This is a messenger RNA of Sugiyamaella lignohabitans, 744 nucleotides long. It is a transcript of the gene TXL1, whose product is annotated as thioredoxin-like protein. The transcript has a single exon. Bases 1 to 744 code for a protein of 247 amino acids. Lineage: Eukaryota; Fungi; Ascomycota; Dipodascomycetes; Dipodascales; Trichomonascaceae. The record is from RefSeq and is a predicted model, not a curated record.
AUGCCUACAUUUGUUUACUUUCAUAAAACGAAAGAAACUGAUAGAGUACGUGGUGCCACUCCUGAAGGUAUUUAUAAGAGUUUGCAAGCAUUAUCGAAGCUGGCACCCAAUGCAGUGAGAUCCAAUGCUGGCGAAAGUGGUGCCGGUUCCUCAAGCAGCGGUACAAGUAGUGGUGUGCCAGAGGAUAUUAAACAGAUUCUGACCAAAACCAAACUUGAAUCUUUAAAUGAUGUUUUACAUUUUGGAGAGGCUGAGGUAUUGAAUAUCAAGUCUUCAGACCCUUCGAAAGAUCUUCGUGAACUUUUGGACAUUUCACCUAAAGCGUCCCCAGUAUCAGUGCAGUCAGAUGCCGACUCGCAGAUUCUCAUCUACUUGCCUCUUCAGAACAAAGCUAAAGUCCAUUCUAUCUACAUCAAAUCGACUCUUCCUAGCGAUAGUGAUGACUCUGAAGAAGUCCAAACCCCAUCCACUAUCAAAGUAUGGGCCAAUUUGCCAUCUACCAUCUCGUUUGACGAUGCCACUGACGGUGGUAUCAAACCAUUGUUCCACUCUGCAGUUCCAGAACCAGAUGCUAAUGGCUGGCGCGAAAUUCCUCUUCGAUAUGUACACUUUCAAAAUGUGACAUCUCUCCAGAUAUUCUUGGAUGGUGAUGACGAAGAUGCCGCAACCAUUGUUAACAAGAUCCUGAUUGUCGGUUCCAAGGGAGAGAAUCGCGAACAGGGCAAGAUAGAGAAGAUCGAGUAA